GGGUAGCGGUGGUUUGCUUGCUUGGCUGCAAGAAGUGAGCAGAGGUGGCAUAUUCUCCCAUAUAAAAGGGUGUGCAGUCCACGGUUCAUGCUCUUUCAGUCUUUCUUAUUCUUACUCUUCUUCUUUGCCUUCGCUGCGGGAUAUUCUAAUUCAGCUCCAUCAAGCGAUCAAACACAAGAACUCUUCUUCUUGCUCUCUUGGCCUCACUCUUCUCACCAAUGGCCGCUUCCAAUGCUCGCGGCUCCACCAACUCCUUCGGUCACACUGAGAUUAACUGGGACAAGCUAGAUAAAACGAAGUUCUAUGUUGUUGGUGCUGGCCUCUUUACGGGUGUUACGGUGGCUCUCUACCCGGUUUCUGUUGUGAAAACUAGGAUGCAGGUUGCUUCAAGGGAUACUGUGGAGAGGAAUGCAUUUUCUGUAGUGAAAGGGCUACUUAAAAUUGAUUGCAUUCUUGGUUUGUAUAAAGGGUUCGGCACAGUUAUCACCGGAACAAUUCCUGCCAGGAUCAUAUUUCUCACUACAUUAGAAACCACGAAGGUGGCUGCCUUCAAGAUGCUUGAGCCCCUUACACUGUCUGAGACUACCCAAGCUGCUAUAGCGAAUGGGGUUGCGGGCAUGACAUCAUCGCUUUUGUCACAAGCUGUGUUUGUACCAAUUGAUGUGAUUAGCCAAAAGUUGAUGGUGCAAGGAUACUCAGGGCAUACCCGAUAUAGUGGGGGUCUAGAUGUUGUUCGUAAGGUGUUAAGGGCUGAUGGCAUCAGGGGAUUAUAUAGAGGGUUUGGUCUAUCUGUUAUGACUUAUUCGCCAUCCAGCGCUGUAUGGUGGGCAAGUUAUGGUUCAAGCCAACGGUUCAUAUGGAGAGCCUUGGGACAUAGUGCUGAACAUGAGGAAGGCACUCCUAGUGUGCCGAAGAUUGUAUUAGUUCAGGCUACUGGAGGGAUCAUUGCUGGUGCAACUGCAUCCUGCAUUACAACCCCAUUGGAUACCAUAAAGACACGGUUACAGGUUAUGGGACAUGAAAAGACCACCUCUGUAAAACAAGUUGUGAGAGACUUAAUCAGUGAGGAUGGUUGGAAAGGUCUAUAUAGAGGCUUGGGCCCAAGAUUUUUCAGCAUGUCAGCAUGGGGUACUUCAAUGAUAUUAGCUUAUGAAUAUUUGAAGCGUUUAUGUGCAAAAGAUGAAUAGAAGCAAUUGGUCUGCAAGCUGUUCCCAUUAGUUAGCCAAGACCUGGUUCCCAAAUCUACUUGGUAUUUGACAAACAACACCAUGAACAUUGGAAUUGCUGGCUGAUAGUUUUACUAACUCAUUAUUCAAGAAAAAAAUGUUAGAUUCAUAGAUAUAAAAAAUUUUCCCAAUAGAAAACUGCUAGUUCCAUUCUUUCCCAUAGUUAAAUGGGAUUACAUGUAUUCUUUUGCUUAGCAUUGUUAUGGAUAGUGUACAUUUUGCAAUAAAAAAUUACAAUGAGAUUUUGAGAUA
Arachis ipaensis is the source of this 1478-nucleotide messenger RNA. RefSeq lists its product as uncharacterized. The record is from RefSeq and is a predicted model, not a curated record. Gene Ontology annotation, biological process: transmembrane transport. Lineage: Eukaryota; Viridiplantae; Streptophyta; Magnoliopsida; Fabales; Fabaceae.